AUGUUUUAUUUCUUACAGAAUUCCCCUCUUUUCUACUAUUCAUGCAUCGUUUUAAUAAUUCUCACCGGUUUGAAAUGGAUUUAUACUCUUUUCAAGACCAAUAGAAAUUUACCACCAUCUCCACCAAGGCUUCCGAUCAUCGGAAACCUCCACCAACUAGGGUUGAGCCCCCACCGCUCACUUGAGGCCCUGUCCAAAAAACAUGGUCCACUCAUGUUGAUACACCUUGGCAACGUGCCCAUGCUUGUUGCCUCCUCACCUGAAGCAGCCAAAGGGAUCUUGAAAACCCAUGAUUUGAAAUUUGCAAGCCGACCCAAGUUAAGAAUUCCCGACAUACUUUUGUAUGGCUCCAACGACAUAGCAUUUUCUCCUUAUGGAGAGUAUUGGAGGCAAUUGAAAAGCAUCGCUGUAGUCCAUCUUCUAAAUAAUGAGGGAAAAGGAAGUGGCUUUUAUGGUUGA
Molecule: messenger RNA, 459 nt
Organism: Lactuca virosa
Lineage: Eukaryota; Viridiplantae; Streptophyta; Magnoliopsida; Asterales; Asteraceae
Source: the annotation of a GenBank genome assembly